AUGUGGGGCGACCCGGGAGAUGGAGGAGCCACAGUCGGCACCCGAUUUUCUUGCCUGAGCAAGGGCCUGAUGGUGGAGUGCAAUGUGGAAAGCUGGCAAGUUCUGCGGGGAAAGCCCUGCGGGAUGGCAACUCCUGAGGAGGAGUCUGAAGCCCCCACGGAGCAGCUGGACAUCGCGUGCGGCCUGGAGAACUUGCCCGUGACUGCGUGGCCCCCGGGGGCGGCGCCAGAGCCCUUCCAGCGCGAGCGCGCGCGCGCCGGGCCGCUGCUGGAGACGUUCGUGGACCCCGCGCGCGUGGGCAACGUCGGGCGCUUCCUCAACCACUCCUGCGAGCCCAACCUGGUGAUGGUUCCCGUGCGGGUCGACUCGAUGGUUCCGAAGCUGGCGCUGUUCGCGGCCAGAGACAUUUCGCCGGGAGAAGAGCUGUCCUACGACUACUCGGGAAGAUUCCUCAAUGGAACGGACAGUGACGCCGAAGACAGGCCGGACGACGGGACGCCGCGGAAACCCUGCUACUGUGGGGCGCGGUCGUGUGCCGCUUUCCUGCCUUACGACAGCUCUCUGUACCGCCCCGCAGAAGGGCCGGACGUCACCUAGGACGGGCCGUGCUGGAGGAACGCGCCCGGCCUCUCCUCCCCCGGCGGCAGGACAGGGUGACAAGGAAGCGUGCGUGUUGGCUCGGCCCUCUCUGCGUCCCCGCUUACAUACGGGUGACCCUCCGUGCAGUCCCCGCUCUGCCUUAGCCGCUGCUCGCACUGUAGCGGAGGCCAGUGGUCAGCUCGACCACAGGUUGUCCCCCUUCUAUAAUGGAAUCUCAGGGUUUUGCUAAAAACUGGGCACUUUUUCUAGUUAGACGUGACAUGUUCCAGCUAAGGUCACAGAAGCAAAACCGGUGUGUCCUUAAGUGGGGACAUCCUGCCCUUACCCCCUCUCCCUUCCUCUUGGCUGGAGCUCGAGCAUCCACCUUAUACUCCGCGAUCACUCUGGAAAAGGAAACCACACAGCACGUCAACGAAAGUGAAAGCAGCCUCGGUGCCUGGGCUGUGGACCACACCACCGGCCCUGAUGUGACGCCUGGACAUUUAGGUGAGAAACGGCCUCUCCCCCAUUUAUGCCACUGUAAUUUCGAUUUUUCUAGCACUAGCCCCGGACCUAAGCACAAUGAUCCAAGGAAACUGGCAGCUGCGUGCCUAGCUAGGCCUGCUUUCCAGGUUUAUCAGUAAUAAAGCUGAGAGUUCGAUUUC
Pteropus alecto (black flying fox) is the source of this 1244-nucleotide messenger RNA. RefSeq names its product histone-lysine N-methyltransferase SETMAR. The record is from RefSeq and is a predicted model, not a curated record. Lineage: Eukaryota; Metazoa; Chordata; Mammalia; Chiroptera; Pteropodidae. Gene Ontology annotation, molecular function: protein binding; histone H3K9 methyltransferase activity. Gene Ontology annotation, cellular component: nucleus. The coding region runs from base 1 to 597 and encodes 198 amino acids. The transcript has 3 exons.